Molecule: messenger RNA, 745 nt
Organism: Solanum dulcamara
Lineage: Eukaryota; Viridiplantae; Streptophyta; Magnoliopsida; Solanales; Solanaceae
Exons: 2
Coding region: 43-495 (150 amino acids)
Source: RefSeq, a predicted model, not a curated record
CUGGAUAGUAAUAUUCUUCAAAAGAAAGAUGAGGAGGUCUUAAUGGUGAGUCAAACUGCUAUUUUAAAGUCUAAAGUUGUUGUUCCAGACAGGAUCAAGGGAUUUUCCCUUGAGAAAGUUGAAAAUGAAAAGUAUUCAGCUCAAAUUCAACGGACAUCUCACAAGCGGCCAUCUCAAGAUGAAAGUAGUAGCACCCGUAGUGAUCGUUGUUGGAAGCAGUUGAAACUACCUUGUGACACGCCAAACGAUGGUAGUUCACAUCCGAUAGAAAUUUCUGACAACAAUGCUAGUUCUUUAAAGACUUUGACAGCUAUUAAAGAGGCGAACGACGUUAGCAUGUUGGAGACUUCUUGUCAAAGCAAGCCACAAGAUAGUAAUGAAUCUGUAGAGGGGCCGACUUCAAGAAAAUCAAUUUCGUCACCCAAAUUAGGGCGAGAGGCUACUUUUGUCCCACAUGAAAGGACUACAUCCGUGUCCAUUUUUGAUGGAAAGUAAGUCAUCUCAGAGCUUCGAAUGAAUUUUGUCAAAGGAGCUUGGAAUAAGAUUCGUUCUAAGCUCGCUGAUCUCACUGCAGAACGUGUUUCUUCUCUUGAGGACGAGGUCCAAGUAAUUCUUAAGGAUGUAGAUGAAAUGGGUGUGGAUAUUUCUCCUUUGAAGAACUUAUUGGGAUCUCUCUUUGUACUUGCCACCUCCUACGACCAAGCACGAUCAUUCCUAUCUGAUAAAGCCUUGAAAAUUGAAGAAU